CGGACCUUUGGAAGCUGUCAUAGCUUUGGGUCAGGGCUCUCAACAACUACUUAGAACAACCCAGCAACUUUCCAGCACAUACAAACGCUCUCGUUCGGGGUUUUAUAGCUUUCCAGAAUGAUAUCAUUGUUGUCAUUGCAAUGACGGAGCAGUCACCGCAACCGAGCCAUGAGUUGGCGCGCGAUACCGAUGCCCAACCGUCGGAGCAUGAGCCAGCAAUAGCCGCCAACGAAACGUUCCCGUUUGUAGAAAACAAAGUUCCAGACGAUGUCGCGCACGAGAAAGAUGCUGAAUCAGGAGAUGCGACGGGCAAGGAAGGGGGUACCGAAGCCAGAGAUGUAAAGAAUGAGGAAAGCAAUGAUAAAAAGUCGGGCCACGAUGAAGACAAUGAAGAAGAAGAAGAUGACGAUGACGAUGAAGCUGACGAUGAAGACGACGACGACGAUGACGACGAAGAUGAUGAUGAGGAGGAGGAUGAUGAGGAUGAGGAACCAAGACUCAAAUAUGCUCGGUUAACUCAACACCUUAACGGAGUGUAUCGAAACGGCGAUGCAACUAGCGCGUUUCUUGUCGCGGGAGAUAAAAUGAUAGUUGGAACGCAUAAUGGCAAUAUCCACAUUGUUCAGCUCCCCAUGUUCCAAUCCAUGAGAGUAUACCAUGCGCACUCAGCCUCAGUUACCUCUAUAUCAAUAUCUCCGUACCCUCCUCCAUUGCCGACUGAGAAGAAGCCGGAAGCAGCGCCAAGGCAUACGACAUCUAGCAACGCUACUGUCUCCUCUGGCCGCCAGGCCGAUGCAUCUCCGGCGGCAGCCUCCAGAAGACCCCGUGAAGCGUCACAAAUCCCCAGGACGCCAUCUAACGAUAUUUAUGUGGCGACUUCCUCUUUGGAUGGCAAUGUAUGUGUGCAGUCUCUUAUUGAUAUGAAGGAUGUCCAGCUGCGGAACUUUGCCCGGCCCGUUCAAGCUGUGGCUCUGUCGCCAGAAUUCAAGGCAGAUCGUACCUAUUUGUCAGGAGGACUUGCUGGUCAGCUCAUUCUUACCGCCGGAGGUGGUCCGGGUCGCAGUACCUCGACAACAACUGGAACUGCUGCGGCCACAGCUUCCGGCUGGCUGGGUAGUAUGGGACUUGGCAGCAAUAGUGGCAAAGACACUAUCUUACACUCUGGCGAAGGAGCUAUCAGCACUAUUAAAUGGUCCCUGUCUGGGAAAUAUGUGGUGUGGCUCAAUGAACAUGGAAUCAAAAUUAUGCGGUCAAAGCUCCACCUCGAGAGCGCAGACAUAGAAGAUGCUUGGAAACGAGUUGGGCACAUUGAUCGCCCACAAACUGAUGAAUGGGAGACCAUGGCAAGUGUAUGGAAAGGCCGCGUUGAAUGGAUCGAUGAACAAGCUGUUGAACUGGAUGAAUCUGACCAGAGCAAUGUUGAUAAAGGGCUAUCUCCUGCUGCACACAAGCUCAGAGAACAGGCUGCAACGGGCAAGAAGAAUAUCGAGCGGUUGCUUGUAGGUUGGGGUGGGACGAUAUGGAUCAUACACGUUCAUCCAGGAGGCGUCGGUGUCGGCCGGCACGCUGGCGAGAAGACUGUUGGCCGUGCUGAAAUUGUUAAAAUACUUCGGAUGGAUUGCAUCAUUUCCGGCAUUUCGUUAUAUACCCAUAACCUUUUAUUAGUACUCGCGUAUUGCUUGCCUGAAGACGAGGACGAGGAUGAGGAUUCCGGAUCGAUUCCAAACUCGCCAGACAAGAAGCAUAAAUCCAAACCUUCAACAGGAAGCGAGCCCUCUGGCGGUGUUCGCCGCCGACAGAAUAACCAGCCGCCUGAACUCCGCCUUAUCGAUCUCAACUCCCAGGCCGAAGCCGACAAAGACAGUUUGAGCGUCAGUCGUUACGAGAGAUUGUCAUCAGGUGAUUACCACUUAGGUGUUUUGCCUGCACGCAAUGCUGCGUCUGCAAUCGCUUCAUCUCGGGGCGCUCUGGAGGCGAUCGCUGGGAUCGGCACGGAUAUGUGGAAUGCGGCCAUCAACCCUCGCUCCCUAUUCAGUUCCGGAGCUAGCACGCGUAGCCGAGGGAGCGGUGAUGAUUCUAGUCUCGUAGGGAGUACGGCAGGGACGAUUCGACCCGGCAACAAUCAAAGACUUUCCCCCACCGUUCAUUCUGGCCUUGUCAAACCAGGCGUGAAGAUCUUCAUACAUAGUCCGUAUGACUGCAUCCUCGCGACCAGGCGAGAUCUGAGUGAUCAUUUGGGAUGGCUUCUAGAGCGCCAGCACUACCAGCGUGCCUGGGAGUUACUCGAUGAACACCCGGAGAUCAUGGCACCGCUAAACGAAAGGGCUAAUGAUGGUACUCCUUUGACUCCCACACUGAACCAGGAGCCUAGUGACGAAUUCAAUGAUGACGAAUCUGUCGUCGAUUCGCAACUGCGAGAUUUCUAUUCUUCGGCAGAGCGAGAGAAAAGGCGUAUCGGAGAACUCUGGAUACAGGAGCUUAUUGAAGAGAAUAACUGGGCAUCUGCUGGUAAAGUGUGUGGCCAGGUGCUCAAGACGCCUGACAGAUGGGAGAAGUGGGUUUGGACAUUUGCUGGUGCGAAGAAAUUCGAUGCUAUCACGGACUACAUUCCCACAGAGCCCAUGCAUCCGCCCCUUCCUUCGACUAUUUAUGAAGUUGUACUUGGCCAUUAUAUUCAAAACGACAAGCCAAGGUUUAGGGAGCUAUUGGAUCGUUGGUCACCUGAGCUUUUCGACAUUAAAACAAUCACAACUGCGCUGGAGAACCAGCUCAAAUAUCGAGACGUGCGCGAAGACAGCAUCGACGAAGGGGAAAAGGGGCGAGACUGGAGGAUCGUAAUAGAGAGCUUGGCAAGGUUACACGAGGCCAACGGACGACAUCGCGAGGCUCUCAAAUGCUAUAUCAAGCUCCAUGAUGCGGAUUCGGCUUUCAGGUUGAUUAGAGACAACCACCUUGCAGAAGCUGUUGAAGACGAUAUUCCUAGCUUCAUUGGCCUCAGAGUUCCAUCAGGUAAAGUCAACGAAAUGGCAGCAGAGGAGCUUGAUGAAGCGACAUCAGAAGCCAUCACACUGCUCGUUGACGAAGCUCAGCAUGGUCUCCUGCGCCCUGAUAUUGUGGUGGAGCAACUACUCUCCAAGAAGCUCAACCUGUACAUAUACUUCUAUUUCCGAGGUCUAUGGAAGGGCGAUGGCAUUCAGGAACAUAGUGGAGAGAAUGUGGACCGGCUGGUGAUGGACAGUCAAUCUUUGGUUGACAACUUCGCGGAUUUGGCUGUACAUUUGUUUGCGACCUUCGACCGGGCGUUGCUUAUGCAGUACCUGAAGACUUCGGUCUCCUAUACAUUUGAAAAGGCAACCCUAAGCCCCUCUCUCUCCCCCCUCCAAAAAAAACCAUCAUGGCGCUCUAGCUACUAACUCAGUGUAGGCUGUUCAAGAGUGUGAGACGUUCUCAUACUACGACGAGCUCGUGUUUCUAUACUCCAAAACGGGCCAAAUGAAACGAGCUCUGUACCUCAUCAUCGAUCGUCUAAAGAAUGUUCACAAAGCAAUUGAGUUUGCUAAAGAACAGGACGACCCUGACCUAUGGGAAGACCUACUUAAAUACAGCAUGGACAAACCCAGCUUCAUUCGAGGUCUGCUGGAGCAAGUCGGUACAGCUAUCAACCCAAUUACUGUAGUGCAGCGAAUUCCCGAGGGACUCGAGAUUGAGGGUCUCAGGGAGGGGCUUACGCACAUGAUGAAGGAACACGAGAUCCAGUACAGUAUUAGUUCGGGCGUUGCAAGAGUCCUUCGCAGCGAGGUUGCCACGGCGCAGAACGAGCUUCGAGCUGGUCAACGUAAGGGUAUCAAGUUCGAGGUAGUUAUUCAGGAACAGGAACAUGUGGAUAUACAAGUCAAGGAUGUUUCCACGGACCCCGACAAUCCAGAACCCAACCCUUCUCACCCAUCUACGGCCCAUGAUCACAGAGUGCCGAAACCGGGACACUGCGCAAGAUGUCACGAACCAUUUACAGAGUUCGAGAUGGAAACAUUAGUUGGGUAUGCUUGCGGGCAUGUGUUUCACGUGAGUCAUCUCCUGGAGAUGUUGCAUGGGAACAAGAAAGUGGAUGUUGAUUUAGGCAAUGGCUCUGAGGAGGGAAGUCGGUACUCCAUAGGCAUGAAGGUGAUGAGAGCGCGAUUACUGAAGGAUAAGAUGAAAGGGGGCUGCCCUGUAUGUCAUGUCAAAGAGUAAAGAUAUCAGGACAUAAAGGGUUUAUACGUGACGGCGCAUAGAGAGGUCAGUCUUAGCACACUAGUUUGGAUAGUUUCACGGCGUACAAUAAAGACACAUAUGAUGGUAGCAAAUCCGAGUUCUUUUCAGAGUACCUAGG
This is a messenger RNA of Fusarium verticillioides 7600, 4369 nucleotides long. RefSeq lists its product as hypothetical. The transcript has 4 exons. The record is from RefSeq and is a predicted model, not a curated record. Gene Ontology annotation, cellular component: late endosome; HOPS complex. The coding region runs from base 141 to 3413 and encodes 1090 amino acids. NCBI's taxonomy places the organism in Eukaryota, Fungi, Ascomycota, Sordariomycetes, Hypocreales, Nectriaceae. Gene Ontology annotation, molecular function: protein binding. Gene Ontology annotation, biological process: protein targeting to vacuole; endosomal vesicle fusion; macroautophagy.